AUGGCUGACACCUCAUCUUUCAUGGACUGGCAUCCUCAGACGCCUCCUCCAGCGCACAACCCGUACCAAGAUGAAAGAUACAUGCCCGGCGGUUGGCCUGUCGAUCCCCCUACACCACCCCCUCCUACCACUGGCGUCUUCAUGCCUCCUCGCAGACCUUCUCCUCUGGACCACGUUAUCCCUGUCGCAAAGAGAAUAUGCGCAGGCCUCGGCGAGUUGGCUGGACUAGGCUUUCAUGCAGCUGCACAACUCGGAAGAUGUACUAUUGGUGCCACGACAAAGGUUGUCACUGUGCCCACUGUCUAUGUUGUCCGACGAUUCCAGCAGCGCCGUCGUGAACAGAGAUCUCGGCCACAAAGACGACAAGGUGCUCCAAGACCCCUGCCUCCACCACUCUCAGAAUCGCCCUGGAAUCGAGCCGUUGCAAGAGAGCUCUCCACGGCUCAACAUACACCAUCUCCUCGUCCACAAACACCCCCAGUUCCGGGCAAGCUACAGCUCGAAGCCACUUCGCCUGCAAAGGAACAGCUCCCUUCCACAGAGAACGCCCUGUACGAAGUCCCAGAGUUCAGGCCCGCUCACGUCUUGAACCGACGCAGAAAAAAUGCUACCCCACGAGCCCAAAACCGGCGCACACGCAUCGAUCGAGUGUUUCCGGGAAUGCCUCGAUUUACACCUCCUCAAGAACCCAAACCACUUUAUCUUCCAACACCUGACGAAAAGCUCGAGGUGCCAUUACUAGAAUGCGCCAAACUAGAAUCUCCCUACCCGCAGUUGAAACCAUUUCCUGCCACACCUCCCUCGCCUGCGACAACCAUCACAUCCAUCGAUUCUCCCACACCCAGUGCACAGUUACAACAAGGCCUCCACGCAGUCACCGAAAGCGACACAGAGUCGAACAGUGUUAUCUCAUCAAUCCUGCAAUCUAGAAAGAGACGGAUUCAUACACAAGGCUCCCCAACAACCGAGAGCGACGAAACUCCUACAUCCACAACGAGAGUCCAGACCAAAAGUCCGAGCGUGGAAUCGCCACAGACUCCGACACCCGUCAUUGUCGUGCAAGAUGCACCCUUGUCAGUCAAUCCCAACGCCCCAACUCCUACAGACACGACUUUGUUGUCACCUCCACGUCUGAAACUACGACGAUUCAAUACUCCACAAUCACUCCAAAAGAAACUGUUCGCCCUCAAGAGCCCGCAGACACCGCAGUCAGAAAUCUCGUCCAGAUGCGACUGCUCUCCAGGAAAUGAUCACAUCGACGCCCCCAGAUCUCCCGUUAAGAGCGAGAUUUCUUCUUUCUUCGAUGGAACACCACCUCCAAACCCUGAACAGGACGCUCCUGUGUUCGGAAUGAUCAUGUCUGGAUGCGGAUCCCCAAUACCCGCAUCCAGUGCCCUCGCUAAGAGCGACAGUCUCGGAGAAACAUCAGUGUCCAACACCAACGCGGCACCAGAACAACCUUCUAGUGCACCUACUAACGGCAAUGAAGCAGCCGCGCCAGAGAGCCGAAGCGAAGCGAACAAGCGCCUUAACUCUACCACAGUAGAAGCGACAAGCGAGAUGACGGAAAAUGUUCUCGGCCUGGCCAACCAAGGACAUAUUCCAGAACCAAGCAAUGUCACAAAGGAAGAGGAGCCAGGCAUCGCAAUGCAGGAUCCCGAAACUUCCAAGAAAGAAUCGCCCGAAACACCCGAGCGAGUCAAACCACGAAAACCAAAUGUCACAAUUCCCAUUGACCUGACCGAUGACAAGGAUACCAGCGAAUCCAGCUCAUCGGCUACAUCCUCCCUUCAGACCCCAGAAAAGCAACUCGCAGAACUCAGGCUAGAUGAUGUAUAUACACCCGAGCACCCGACCCCGAAAGCGACACCCCACUCAUCCGAAAAGACCCAGAGAGUUACCCGAGCAGAGUCCAAGAGACUCGCCAUCCUCGAAGAAAAGACUCACUACGAAAUUGCCCCACUCCCAGAAGAAUGGGAAGAGAGAAUCCAGACUGCCCUUCGUCACGGUCAUGGUGCUUUCAAAGCCAGAGAUUUUACCCGUGUUGUGCCCCUCAAUGACCAGUCCAGCUUCGGCACAGACCAAUGGCUCAAUGACGAAGUGAUUAAUGGGUACCUCAACCUGGUCGUCGCCCAUGGCAGACAGAACGAUCGUCCCACCCAAGUUCCCACACACCACGCCUUCGUGUCCUUUUUCUUCAACAACCUCGAAACCCGCGGAUAUGAUAGUGUCAAACGAUGGGCUUCUCGAGCAAAGAUCGGCGGCAAAAACCUCCUUGAGACAGAAGCAGUGUUUAUUCCCGUCAACAGCGGCAGUCAUUGGACCCUUUGUGUGGUGUCAGGCAAGAACCGCACCAUCGCACACUACAACAGCAUGAGAGGGAGUGGGAAACGGUACAUUAACAUUGUGAAGACAUGGGUUUCUGCAGAAUUGGGAUCUGCUUACAAGGAAUCCGAGUGGACCUUUAUUGAGACAGGGGAGAGCCCACAACAAAGCAACAUGAACGAUUGUGGGGUGUUUACCGUCACCUCUGCGAGGCAGAUCAUGUUGGGGCUUACGCCCAUGUCGUACAGUCCCGACAUGAUCCCUUUGCAGAGGAGGAGGAUCGUGGCGGAGCUUGUCAACGGGGCGCUCUUAAAGAGCAGUUUGUAA
Messenger RNA from Cladophialophora bantiana CBS 173.52, 2652 nucleotides. RefSeq lists its product as uncharacterized. NCBI's taxonomy places the organism in Eukaryota, Fungi, Ascomycota, Eurotiomycetes, Chaetothyriales, Herpotrichiellaceae. The transcript has a single exon. The record is from RefSeq and is a predicted model, not a curated record. Bases 1 to 2652 code for a protein of 883 amino acids. Gene Ontology annotation, molecular function: deSUMOylase activity. Gene Ontology annotation, cellular component: nucleus. Gene Ontology annotation, biological process: protein desumoylation.